CUUCUGUUGACAGUAACUUUACAACCACCAGCCAUGAGGGUGCUUGUGCUAGCUCUCACUGUGGCCCUUGCAGCCUGCUACCAAGUCAGCUUUGUCCCAGAGUUUGCUCAUGGAAAGACCUACGUGUACAAAUAUGAAGCAUUACUCAUGGGAGGUCUGCCUGAGGAGGGUCUGGCCCGUGCUGGAGUGAAAGUCAGCAGCAAAGUCCUUAUCAGUCUAGCUGCUGCUGACACCUUCAUGCUCCAGCUUUUAGAUCCUGAACUCUUUGAGUACAGUGGCAUCUGGCCCAAAGAUGCUUUCAUCCCAGCCACCAAGCUCACCUCUGCCCUGGCUGCUCAGCUCUUGACUCCCAUCAAGUUUGAGUAUGCUAACGGUGUUGUGGGCAAAGUGUUUGCACCUGCUGGCAUCUCUGCAACUGUGCUGAACAUCUACAGGGGAAUCCUCAACAUACUCCAGCUGAACAUCAAGAAGACCCAGAACGUCUAUGAGCUGCAAGAGCCUGGAACUCAGGGUGUGUGCAAGACCCAUUACAUCAUCAGUGAGGAUGCAAAGGCUGACCGCAUCAUGCUGACCAAGACCAAGGACCUGAGCCAAUGCCAGGAGAGAAUCAUUAAGGACAUUGGCUUGGCUUACACAGAAACAUGCGUUGAGUGCGAGGCCAGUGGGAAGACGAUGAAGGGAACUGCCGCCUAUAACUACGUCAUGAAGCCAGAAGCCACAGGUGCCCUGAUCUUGGAGGCAACUGCCACAGAGCUCAUCCAGUUCUCACCUAUCAACAUCUUGAAUGGAGCUGCCCAGAUGGAAGCCAAACAAAUCCUGACUUUCCUGGAGAUUGAGAAGACACCAGUGGAACCCAUCAGAGCUGAAUAUCUGCACCGUGGGUCCCUGCAGUAUGAGUUUGGCAGUGAGCUUCUUCAGACACCCAUCCAGCUCCUGAGGAUCAGUAACGCAGAGGCUCAGAUUGUCGAAGUUCUCAACCACUUGGUGACCUACAAUGUGGCCAAGGUCCACGAAGAUGCCCCUCUGAAGUUCAUUGAGCUCAUCCAGCUGCUGCGUGUGGCCAGAUACGAGAGUAUUGAGGCCCUCUGGACUCAGUUCAAAACAAGACCUGAUUUCAGGCACUGGAUCCUGAAUGCUAUCCCUGCCAUUGGUACUCAUGUUCCUCUGGAGUUCUUCAAGGAGAAGUUCCUGGCUGAUGAGCUGACUAUCACUGAAGCUGUUCAAAUCAUUCUGUCAUCUGUGCACAUGGUCACUGCUGACCUGGAGGUCAUCAAGAUCGCUGAGGGACUGGUCUUGGAGCCCAAGAUCCUGGGAAACCCAGUUCUGCGUGAGAUUGUCAUGCUGGGCUACGGCACCCUUGUUGCUAAAUACUGUGUAGAGAACCCAACCUGCCCCGCUGAACUUGUCAGGCCCAUCCAUGAACUUGUUAUUGAGGCUGUUGCAAAAAGUGAAAUUGAGGAGCUUGUUAUUGCUCUCAAAGUUCUGGGUAACGCUGGACAUCCUGCAAGUCUUAAACCAAUCAUGAAACUCCUGCCUGGCUUCGGCAGUGCUGCUGCUAGUCUUCCACUCAGAAUUCACAUCGAUGCCGUUCUGGCCCUGAGGAACAUUGCUAAGAAGGAGCCCAAGCUAAUCCAGGAAACUGCUGUUCAGCUGUUUAUGGACAAGGCUCUCCACCCAGAGCUGCGUAUGGUUGCUGCUAUUGUGCUGUUUGAGACCAAGCUGCCAAUGGGUCUGGUGACUACUCUUGCUGACACCCUCCUGAAGGAAACAAAUCUGCAGGUGGCUAGCUUUGUCUACUCCUACAUCAAGGCCAUGACCAAGAACACAGCCCCUGACUUUGCCUCUGUUGCUGCAUCCUGUAAUGUUGCUGUGAAGAUCCUGAGCCCCAAAUUUGACAGGCUGUGCUACCACUACAGCAGAGCUCUCUACUUGGAUGCCUACCACAGCCCAUGGAUGGUUGGUGCCGCUGCAAGUGCCUUCUACGUCAAUGAUGCUGCAACUGUUUUGCCAAGAGCUGUCCUGGCCAAAGCUCGCACCUACCUCGCCGGAGCUUAUGCUGAUGUGUUAGAAGUUGGUGUAAGAACUGAGGGAAUCCAGGAGGCCCUUCUGAAACACCAGGCUCCUGAGAAUGCCGACAGGGUCACUAAGAUGAAACAAGUCAUGAAGGCACUCUCUGAAUGGAGGGCUCAUCCUUCUAGCCUUCCCCUGGCCUCCAUGUAUGUGAAAUUCUUCGGACAGGAAAUCGCGUUUGCCAACAUUGACAGGGCAAUUGUUGAUCAGAUCAUUGAGCUUGCCAGUGGACCAGCCAUUCACACAUAUGGAAGGAAAGUUUUGGAUGGUCUGCUGUCCGGGUUCGCAUUCCAUUAUGCAAAACCAAUGCUGGUUGCUGAGAUUCGUCGCAUCAUUCCCACCACUGUUGGUCUGCCUAUGGAGCUCAGUUUCUACACUGCUGCAGUGGCUGCUGCCUCUGUUGAAUUCCAAGCCGAGGUGACACCACCCCUGCCUGAGAACUUCCAUGCUGCCCAGCUUCUGAAGUCUGAUAUCAACAUGAGGGCUGCCAUUGCUCCAAGUGUUUCCGUGCAUACCUACGCAGUCAUGGGAGUGAACACUGCCUUCAUCCAAGCAGCUCUGCUCUCAAGAGCCACAGUCCACACAAUCGUUCCUGCUAAGAUCGAAGCAAGAAUCGACAUGAUUAAGGGCAACUUCAAGCUGCAGUUCCUGCCUGUUCAGGGCAUUGAUAAGAUUGCGUCUGCUCUUGUUGAAACUUUUGCUGUUGCAAGAAAUGUUGAAGACCUUGCAGCUGCUAAAUUUACACCUGUGGUUCCUGCUGAACUUCAAUCACGUAUGUCAAGGGAGACAUUCUCUUCAAAGAUUUCCAGAUUGUCAUCCUCUCUGAUUGGUGGCCUGUCAGCAUCAUCAGAAAUCAUCCCUGUUGACCUGCCAAGGAAAAUUGUCAACAAACUGAGACUGAAGACCUUUGAAAAGAAAAUGUGUGCUGAAAUUGAAACCUUCGGAAUCAAGGCAUGCACAGAGAUUGAAUCUCGCAAUGCUGCCUUCAUCAAGGACUGCCCACUGUACGCCAUGAUCGGAAAACACGCUAUCGUUGUUGAGGUUGCUCCAGCUGCUGGACCAAUCAUUGAGAAGAUUGAAAUUGAAGUUCAGGUUGGAGAAAAAGCAGCAGAAAAGAUCCUCAAAGUGAUCAAUCUGAGUGAGGAAGAAGAGGUCCUGGAGGACAAAAACGUCCUGAUGAAACUCAAGAAGAUCCUGGUUCCUGGUCUGAAGAAUGUCACAGCCUCUUCCUCCAGCUCCAGCAGCUCUCGCUCUCGCUCUAGCAGCUCUCGCUCCAGCAGUUCACGUUCAAGCCUCUCCUCAUCUGUUUCAUCCAAGUCUUCCUCAAGCUCUUCUCGCUCCAAGAGCAAGACACUUGACCUUGUUGCUCCCAUCAGCAAGAAAACAAAGCGUGUGAAGAGCAGCUCAAGCAGCUCCUCAAGCAGCCGCUCAUCAAGCUCCAGCUCCAGCUCCUCAAGAUCCAGCUCCCUGUCCAAGCAAGAACUUUAUGAGCUGAAGUUUACAAAGAACCAUAUCCACCAGCAUGCCCUCUCUACAGACCGCGUCAACAGCAAGAGCAGUGCCUACAGCUUUGAAGCCAUCUACAAUAAGGCCAAGUACCUUGCCAAUGAACUCACUCCUGCCGUGACCAUUCUUGUGCGUGCUGUGAGAGCCGACCACAAGGCUCAGGGAUACCAGAUUGCAGCUUACUUUGACAAGGCUACUUCCAGACUGCAGGUCAUUUUUGCCAACCUGUCUGAGAACGACCACUAUAGGAUCUGUGCUGAUGGUGUGAUGCUGAGCAACCACAAGCUCAUGGCCAAGAUUGCCUGGGGCAUUGAGUGCAAAGAAUACGAGACUGAGAUCAUAGCCGAGACCGGUGUUGUGGGUAAAGAGCCAGCGUUCCGCCUGAAGCUGACCUGGGACAAACUUCCAAAGAGCAUGAAGCGCUAUGCACAGGAGCUCUCUGAGUACAUCACCUACAUCGCUAAGGAGGCUGGAUUGAACCUGGCAAAGGUCAAGAAUGUUCGCAAACAGAUCAAACUGACUGUGGCUGUGGCUUCUGAGACAAGCUUGAAUGUUGUGCUGAGGACACCAAAGAGGACUAUCUACAAACUGGAUAUUGGUCUCCCUAUUGCUCUGCCAUUUGAAGACACUGCUGCUGAGCUGGAAGCAUACCCUAAUAACAUUGCUGGCAAGAUUUCCUACAUGAUCACCAAGGCUCAUUCAGCUGAGUGCGCCAUGGUCAAUGAAAAAUUGGUCACAUUCAACAACAGGAAAUACAAGAAUGAGAUGCCCCACUCCUGCUACCAGGUUUUGGCUCAAGACUGCACACAAGAGCUUAAAUUUAUAGUUCUUCUGAAGAGGGACCAAGCACAGGAACACAACCAACUCAAUGUGAAGAUUUCAAACAUUGAUGUGGACAUGUAUCCGAGGGACGGUGUUAUCAUGGUGAUGGUUAAUGGAGUAGAAAUCCCCAUCAGCAAACUGCCAUAUCAGCAUCCUGAAGCCAAAAUUCAGAUCAGACAGAAAGGCCAGGGAAUUGCACUCCAUGCUCCGAGCCAUGGUCUUCAGGAGGUCUACUUUGAUCUGAACACAUGGAAGGUUAAAGUUGUGGACUGGAUGAGAGGACAGACUUGUGGACUCUGUGGAAAGGCUGACGGUGAAGUCAGACAGGAGUACCGUACACCCAACACACGCCUGACAAAGGAUGCAGUCAGCUAUGCUCAUUCCUGGGUUGUGGCUGGAAAGAGCUGCAGGGAGGACUAUGGCUGUUACAUGAAGCUUGAAUCUGUGAAGUUGGAGAAACAGGUCCUCCUCCAUGGGGAGGAGUCCAAAUGCUACUCUGUUGAGCCUGUGCUGCGCUGUCUCCCGGGCUGCAUGCCAGUCAGGACCACCCCUGUCACUAUUGGCUACCACUGCCUGCCUAUUGACACAAACCUGAGCCGAUCUGAGGGUAUGAACAGUAUCUACGAGAAGAGCGUUGACCUGAGGGAGACAGCAGAAGCUCACCUAGCCUGUCGCUGCACUGCUCAGUGUGCUUAAUCUCAUAGCCUUCAGUCCUACAGUGAUGCACUCUUUUUAUCAUGCAGGUAUUUUCAAUGAAUGUGUUUGAACUGUAAAUUUAAAUAAAUUGGAGAUGCAACGAA
This is a messenger RNA of Notolabrus celidotus (New Zealand spotty), 5198 nucleotides long. It is a transcript of the gene vtg2, whose product is annotated as vitellogenin 2. Bases 34 to 5094 code for a protein of 1686 amino acids. The transcript is spliced from 34 exons. The record is from RefSeq and is a predicted model, not a curated record. Lineage: Eukaryota; Metazoa; Chordata; Actinopteri; Labriformes; Labridae. Gene Ontology annotation, molecular function: lipid carrier activity. Gene Ontology annotation, biological process: lipid transport.